Molecule: messenger RNA, 1619 nt
Organism: Musa acuminata AAA Group (dessert banana)
Lineage: Eukaryota; Viridiplantae; Streptophyta; Magnoliopsida; Zingiberales; Musaceae
Product: phospholipase D delta-like
Exons: 4
Coding region: 421-1161 (246 amino acids)
Biological process (GO): phospholipid catabolic process
Cellular component (GO): plasma membrane
Molecular function (GO): D-type glycerophospholipase activity
Source: RefSeq, a predicted model, not a curated record
GGAGAGAUGAUCCAUGUAUUGAACGGUAGAGGAUCCCAGCCCGACGUGAAAUCCCUGAGAAGUUUCAACGGUCAUUCGAGUUUCAACUUUGACGGGUGUCUCACGGCUUUUUGUGUUUUUUCCUUCAAAGCGAGAAGAGGAAUACCGUUCUGAUGGUAGCCACGUCGACCUUCUUGAUGCAACCUUUCCAAUUUCACGUACAAGAACUAUCGAGCCCGCCCUUUCUUUUGCUCGGCAACCACUUCUUUCCCGUCCCCGACCUUCUUCAAGAAUCUCUUGCUUCAAGAAAAGAACCUAAUCCUUCCCUUCGUCUCCACUUCUUUCUCCCUCCUCUCUCUCUCUCUGUUAUACUCCCCUCGCUUCCGAUGGCUCUUCCUCCUCCUCUUCUUGAUCUUCCAAGUUACCCACAACUCGACUGCGAUGGGUUCGACCUCCGACCAGGCCAUCCUCCUCCACGACGACCUCGACCUAGAGAUCAUCGCCGACAGCGGUGAUGGCAGCAACGUUGGCCAAACAAUGAAGAUGAUGUAUAGCAUCAUUGGAGAGGAGCUCAAAUCAACAAACAAUGACAAGGCUCAUCCGCAAGACUACUUAAAUUUUUACUGUCUUGGCAAACGAGAACUACCAAAUCAUAUCAUCCAUUCAACUACCCAAGUAUCAAAUGUGGUAGUUUUGUCUGAAAAGUAUGGUCGGUUCAUGAUUUAUGUCCAUGCAAAAGGGAUGGUAGUAGAUGAUGAAUAUGUGAUUUUGGGAUCCGCCAAUAUCAAUCAAAGAUCGCUGGAUGGUUCAAGAGAUACUGAAAUUGCUAUGGGUGCAUAUCAACCUUAUUAUACCUGGGAGUCAAAAAGAAUACAUCCACAGGGCCAGGUCUAUGGAUACAGGAUGUCGUUAUGGGCUGAGCAUCUUGGUGGGGUGGAUCCACUUUUUAAGGAGCCUCACAGUUUGGAUUGUGUAAAGUAUGUUAACAAGUUAGCUGAGGAGAACUGGAGCCGAUAUAAUGCCGAGGAUAUAAUUCCAUUGAAAGGCCAUCUUCUCAUGUAUCCUAUUAGUGUUGAUGCUGAUGGUAAAGUGGAGCCAUUGCCCGGCAAAGAAACCUUUCCUGAUGUUGGUGGUAAGGUUUUAGGAGAGCCUACUCCACUCCCAGAUGAGCUAACCAUGUGAUCCAAUGUUUUUCUUCCAAGCAGCCAAACUUUGACCAGUAAAUUCAGUCCCCACUUCUGCACAAAUAUUUUCUCGUACCUUUUCCAAUUUAAAGAUAACCUGUGGUAGAUGCUAACUGUAAAACAAAUGAUGGUGUCACAGUAUAACGUUGGGAGCAAUGUGUAAAGGCGAAGCAGCUUGGUUGUCACAGUCUGAUAUUGUUGCACCCAAUAAUUGUGUGAUUCUGGAUCGUCGAGGAAUCUCCAAUCGUUGAGGUUCUUCUAAGUGAUAGACUCCGAGAGAAAUGUAAUAAUUAGAAGUACCAGUGAUGCCUUGAUAAUCCAGUGCUAGGUACAGUUUGGUUUAUUAAAGUAUGGAUUAGUAGUAUCUCAAGAUGUCUGUUGGAUCAUAGAAAUUAUUAGCAAGAAUUCAGAUUGAUGGGUCCGUGUCAACAGCCAAGUUAUUUGAUUCUUAGGGAA